GACUCUGACAGAGAGGAGAGACCCUCUCUUCUGUUUCUGGAUCUCUCCUUCCUGAACGACUUGAGAAACUUCUAGAGGUUCCAACCUCAGCUUUAAGACCAGGAGAGACCAGCAGGUCUUUGAAGGAACAUAUCAGACCCACUUACCUUAUAGAGAAGAACCUAACAGGCUGACAUGGCUGAGCUGUGCUACAACAAAGGCUGCGGACUCAAAUAUGACGCUGACAAGAACAAUGACGACUCGUGCGUCUUCCAUCCAGGUGUCCCCAUCUUCCAUGACGCCUUGAAGGGAUGGUCAUGCUGUAGGAAAAGGACGACAGACUUCUCAGAGUUUCUCUCCAUCAAGGGCUGCACCCGCGGGCGCCAUAGCAACGAGAAGCCUCAGGAGCCUCUGAGGCCGGAGGUGACAUCCGAUAAGACCGACGGCAAACACACCAACGGCCCCGAGAUCAUCUACCAGGGACCCAAAUCUGCAGAGACGCUGCAGAAAGAGAGACCCAGUUCAGAAGAGCCAAAGACCAAGCUGCCUCACAAAGUGUCCGCCUCGCUGUCUCAGGCUCUGGAGAAGAUGGACAUCAGCAAGAGAGUGGAGAGAGAGAAGAAAGAAAGUGAGGCGGUGAUGCACGGGACGCGCUGCAAGAACGCAGGAUGUAAAACAAUGUAUCAGGGCCCGGAGACGGACACGGAGAUCUGCACCCACCACCCCGGAGCGCCCGUCUUCCACGAGGGAUAUAAGUACUGGAGCUGCUGCUGCAUAAAGACGAUAGAUUUCAACGCUUUCCUCGACCAGAAGGGCUGCACCACGGGGAAGCACUGCUGGGUGCCAAAGAAGGACAAGAAGAAGGUGGCAUGUCGACAUGACUGGCAUCAGACAGGAAACAAUGUCGUCGUAACCAUUUACGCCAAGAACGCUCACCCACAGUUAACCUGCAUCGAGGCUAACAGGACCGUGCUCACAUGUCAGAUUCAGUUUGAGGACAACAAGAUUUUCAAGAGAGAUUUUCACUUCUGGGGGGUGGUCGAUGUGAAGCAGAGCUCGGUGAACAUGGUUGCAUCCAAAGUGGAGAUCAUCCUCCGCAAAGCCGACAAAGUGGCCUGGGGCAAACUGGAGGACCCCAAAUACAAAGCUGAACCGGAGCCCGAAAAAGAAAUCGUAACCACAGAAUAUUACCACCCGGACCGAGACAUCGAUGACAAUGACAUCAGCGACUCGGACGAGGAGUGGGCCUACGAUUUGCCAGAAAAGAAAGCGCAGGAAGAAAAAGCGGAGAAGAAGAAGAAAGAUGAGGAGAUGGAGAAUCAAAGGAGGAAGGAGGUGGAGAAGGAGAUGAGGAGGGCAGCGGAGGAGAGGAGGAGGGCGGAGGAGGAGAGGCAGAAGCUGGAGGAGCAGAGGAGGCUGGAGGAUGAGGGAGGAGAUUACGAAGGCAUGCCAGAGUUAGAGUAAAAAGAUACAAAAGAUCAGAAUUGGUAGAAAUAAGAGCAAAUUAAAGGCAGGGUUGGUCAUUUCCUCCAGAUUCACUUUUUAAGAGUUUGGUUGAAAUUAUUUUUAGGUCCUGACAGAAAUUAAUAACUCAGGUUCUCUGAAAAAGGAAAGAAGAAAAUCCGUCAUCUGUAGCAGUUGUAAGUCUGUAAAAACUUUGACCAAUGUCUGCCACGAGGUACCAAUCUGAUGAACCAAUCAGGCGCCUCCCUGUCUCCCUGCUCGCUCUCUACAUCUUGUGUGCUCUAGCCCACUCAAAUCUGAUGACGGAGUUUAUAAUGUGAGUUUAUUACCGCUGAAUGAGACAUGAAACGACGUAGUUUCUACACAAUUUAAGCGAUGAGCUGAAGUCCGCUUGUGGAGCAUGUAAGUGAGGGGGCGUGGCUUUAGAGGGAGCACAGAGGGGAGGGGGACGGGUGCAGACGGAGCACUGAGGGAAUGCUACUUUCAAAAUCAUGCUAGUUUUGGAAAAUGACCAACCCUGCUUUUAAAAUAGAUUUUUACAAUGAGGCAAUUUAAAAAAAAAAAAAUUCUGGAAUCAUUGGGAGUCACUUUUAUGUUUUUGGCUGCAAAUCUAAGAUGACGUCAGAAUUCCUUCUGAAGAAAUGUAAGGUUUGAUUCUCUUAAAGCAAUUGGUCGACAAACACUGGGUGCUUUGUUUUUUAUUUAAAGCUUGAAAAUUGUGAGAUUUUUCCUAGAAAAAGGAAGAUUUACUGGAUGAAACUUCAAUAAAAGGCUUCAUCGUUCCUGUU
Molecule: messenger RNA, 2231 nt
Organism: Labrus bergylta (ballan wrasse)
Lineage: Eukaryota; Metazoa; Chordata; Actinopteri; Labriformes; Labridae
Source: RefSeq, a predicted model, not a curated record